Messenger RNA from Lathyrus oleraceus (garden pea), 330 nucleotides. RefSeq names its product very-long-chain 3-oxoacyl-CoA reductase 1-like. The coding region runs from base 1 to 330 and encodes 109 amino acids. Gene Ontology annotation, cellular component: endoplasmic reticulum. The record is from RefSeq and is a predicted model, not a curated record. Lineage: Eukaryota; Viridiplantae; Streptophyta; Magnoliopsida; Fabales; Fabaceae. The transcript has a single exon. Gene Ontology annotation, molecular function: ketoreductase activity.
AUGGUUAAAACCGCUGUCGUUAAUUUUACGGGUAAUCUCGACGAGGGUGUGAAUAGAAUUAGUGAAACGGUUGAAAGGUUGGAUAUCGGGGUGUUGAUUAACAACGUGGGAAUUUCUCACCAGUAUGCGAUAUUAUUCCAUGAAUUGGAUGAAGAGCUUCUAAAUAAUUUGAUUAUGGUGAAUGUUGUUGAAACUACUAAGGUUACACAUGUUGUUUUACAUUGGAUGCUGAAGAGAAAGAAGGGAACGAUUAUUACCAUUGGUUAUGGUGCUAAUAUUGUUAUUCCUUCUGAUCCAUUUUAUGUUGUUUAUGUUAUCACUAAAGGGUGA